Molecule: messenger RNA, 1932 nt
Organism: Triticum turgidum subsp. durum (durum wheat)
Lineage: Eukaryota; Viridiplantae; Streptophyta; Magnoliopsida; Poales; Poaceae
Source: the annotation of a GenBank genome assembly
AUGACGGACGGCCACCUCUUCAACAACAUCUCCCUCGGCGGCCGCGUCGGCAACAACCCUGGUCAGUUUAGGCUAUAUUCGGGAGGGCUUGCAUGGAAGAAGCUAGGUGGAGGAAAGACAAUUGAGGUUGAUAAAGCUGAUAUAAUUUCUGUGACGUGGAUGAAAAUCCCCAGAUCUUAUCAGCUUAGUGUUGGGACCAAAGAGGGGAUUCGGUACGUGUUCAAAGGCUUCCGUGAACAGGAUGUUAGUAACCUUACUAACUUCAUACAAAAGAACACGGGAACCACACCAGAGGAGAAGCAGCUUUCUGUUAGUGGCCAUAAUUGGGGCGCGGUCGACAUCAAUGGCAAUAUGCUUAGCUUUAAUGUUGGCUCAAAGGAAGCAUUUGAAGUCUCUCUAUCAGAUGUAUCACAAACUCAGUUGCAAGGAAAAACAGAUGUUGUUCUUGAGUUCCAUGUUGAUGAUACUACAGGGGCUAAUGAGAAAGAUUCGCUGAUGGAUUUAAGUUUUCAUGUACCAACUUCAAAUACUCAGUUCCUCGGUGAUGAGGAACGUCCCUCGGCUCAUAUUUUUUGGCAGAAAAUCUUGGCUAUAGCUGACGUUGGCUCAUCAGAAGAGGCUGUUGUCUCAUUGGAGGGAAUUGCAAUUCUUACCCCAAGAGGUCGAUACACUGUUGAGCUUCAUAUGUCAUUCUUGCGACUCCAAGGACAAGCUAAUGAUUUCAAAAUCCAGUAUAGCAGUAUUCUUCGGCUCUUUGUUUUGCCAAAGUCAAACAACCCUCAUACCUUUGUGGUCAUCACACUUGAUCCGCCAAUUCGCAAAGGACAAACAUUAUAUCCCCACAUUGUUAUUCAGUUUGUGACAGAGAAUGUAGUUGAGAAGGAGCUGUCAUUAAGUGAGGAGGUUUUGGCUGAAAAGUACAAGGACAGGCUGCAGAGUUCUUACAAUGGUUUAGAACAUGAGGUAUUCUCCAAAAUCCUUCGUGGCCUGUCUGGUGCUAAAGUGACGAGGCCAAGCACAUUCCGCAGUUGUCAAGAUGGAUAUGCCGUGAAAUCAUCACUUAAAGCUGAAGAUGGAUUGCUGUAUCCUCUUGAAAAAGGCUUUUUCUUUUUGCCAAAGCCCCCGACACUCAUUCUGCAUGAGGAGAUUGAGUAUGUUGAAUUUGAGCGCCAUGGUGCUGGUGGUGCUAGUAUGUCAUCUCACUAUUUUGAUCUUCUGGUCAAGCUAAAGAAUGAUCAAGAACAUCUCUUCAGAAAUAUACAAAGGAAUGAAUACCAUAACCUCUUCAACUUCGUCAGUGGUAAGAAUUUGAAAAUCCUGAAUCUUGGAGAAGAUGGCCAAGAUAGAACUGGUGCUGUUGCGGCUGCUCUUCAGAGCACUGAUGAUGACCCCGUUGAUCCACAUCUGGAGCGAAUUAAAAAUCAGGCCGGUGAUGAAGAAAGUGAUGAAGAGGACGAAGAUUUUGUGGCUGACAAGGAUGACAGCGGAUCCCCUAGUGAUGAUUCUGAAGAGGGUUCUGAUGCCAGCAUAAGCGAUGGAGAAAAGGAGAAAUCUUCCAAAAAGGAAGCUAGUAGCUCAAAGCCACCUGUGAAGAGGAAACCAAAGAAUGUGGACGUGGAAGGUUCAGAGAAGAGAAAGCCGAAGAAGAAGCAGAAGAAAGAUCCCAAUGCCCCUAAAAGAGCAAUAGCACCAUUCAUGUAUUUCUCAAAGGCUGAGCGAGCUAAUUUGAAGAACAUCAACCCUGAACUCAGCACCACUGAUAUUGCAAAGAAGCUUGGAGAGAAGUGGCAAAAGAUGUCAGCUGAGGAGAAGCAGCCAUACGUUGAGCAGUCCCAAGUGGAUAAGAAACGCUAUGCAGAGGAGUCUGCUGCCUACCGCGGCGCUGGUGCGGCUCCUGUAGACGUGGACUCUGCAGAUGGAUCGUCCGAUUGA